Molecule: messenger RNA, 3203 nt
Organism: Coregonus sp. 'balchen'
Lineage: Eukaryota; Metazoa; Chordata; Actinopteri; Salmoniformes; Salmonidae
Source: the annotation of a GenBank genome assembly
GUGUUCAGGCUCAACAACAACACCGGGGUGAUCUCUACAGUCAAGCUGCUGGACCAUGAGACCAACGCCAGCUACAGCCUCAGAGUAGAGGCUGACUCCAUGGGGGUGGUCGAGUCCAAUCUCCGAGCGCCCUCCAAGAGUAAGCCUGCCUGCCAUUCAAACUGUCACUUAGAAAAUGGCAACCUGUUUUCUUAUAUAGUGCAUUACUUUUGACCAGGGCUAAAAGCCUUCUGUAGCUUCUGAGAUAAUGGCCUCAGAGAGACUUAAAAACGGAAGGCAAUGGUUGGCCCAAAAGCCUUUUACAACCUUAUUUUAGACGGAGUAAUUGAAAUUCACAUUCUUAUUUCUGCCGUCUCUCUGUUUGUCUCUCUUGUAACAGAAAUGUGGCAUUUGCCUGUAAAUUAUUUCCCAUCUUUGCUUUUUCCAAAAUACUUAAAAGCACGCCUCAUCCUUUCACGAUAUUUUGCUUUCUGAGUAGUCAAAUUCAUGCUGAGUUGCGGAGGAGGAGGAGGAGUAGGAGGAGGAGACAUUUUGAUUUAGCAGUUACUGGUAAAUGUGGCAGAUAAAAAAUAAAAAAAUGUAUCCUUUCUUGACAAUCUCAUCAUGUCUCCUCAAUAUGCAGAAACAAUCACUCAAAUCAAUUUGAUUACAAUAACACUGUCAUCCUCUUAUGUCUAAAUGCCAACUUAGUCGAUUCUAGAAUAAAAGAGGCUUGUAGAGAUUUGAUUAGGCCAGUGAUCACUGUUGUAUGUUAUGCCCAGAUUACAAUUAGAAUUACAUUCAGCAUUUCUUUCUCUACUCAAACUCAAUUGACUACUAUACCCAGGCCACUCACUGUGUGUUAUUCAAGCUGGGGGGGGGGGGGGGGGGGAGCAGGCCUGGUAGCUAUAUUUGAGAUGUGGUGGAAGUUUCAUCAUGGGGGGGGCUAUUGAUGUUGUUUGAUUCAUUCCGCUGGAGGGAGGUAGCGUGUUAAAUGGCUGCUCUCGAGCAGAGAGUGGAUGGGUACUCCCCACUGCGUUUGGCUAUGUAGGUGACCAUCAUCACUGUAUUAUGAAGACACUUGGUUGAAUUGAUUCGAGCCACAUCACUGAUUAUGCAGGGGUGUGUGUGUGUGUGUGUGUGUGUGUGUGUGUGUGCACAGUGAUGUGGCUCGAAUCAAUUCAACCAAGUGUCUUCAUAAUACAGUGAUGAGCAUGUGUGUGUGUGUGAGAGCGUGCAAGCAUGCAAAAAGUGUAAAAAAAAAGUAGGCCAUUACCACUUUAAGAAUAAUACAAUAUUUAGACUCUGCCAUUGCAUUGAUAAUCAAAUUAUUAUUACAUUCUAAAAUAUGUGAUUUUUGUGUCCAUGAAAACUGUUUCACCCCAUAACAUAAGGAUGCACGAAAUGUUAAGUAGUUACACUGCAUUUCUGAGAUCUCUACACAAAAAACUGUCCGACAGCUAGAUUCAGGAUUCUUACAGGGUUCAAAUUCAAUGUCUAAUUUAACUGAUUAAUGCUUAAUAUAUGACAUAACAACAACUUACACUGCCAUAAAUGCAAGGAGAAAAAGGAAAUGUUUUAUUUCACACUAUUUUGGACAAAUCCAUCAACACUCCAACCAUGAGAACAUUGGAUGCUGCUGAGGGGAGGACAGCUCAUAAUAAUGGCUGGAACGGAGCUAUUGGGAUGGCAUCUAACACCUGGAAACCAUGUGUUUGAGGUAUUUGACACCAUUCCACUGAUUCUGGUCCAGUCAUUACCACAAGCCCGUCCUCCCCAAUUAAGGUGCCACCAGCCUCCUGUGCAUGAGAAAGGGUUAAACAAAGGGUUUUAAAUCAAGUCGUGAAUUGUAUUGAAUAUAGCUAUGUUCCCCUGGUAGUCUGUCCUCCUGGUCUGUCCCCCUGGUCUAUCUUCCUGGUCUUUCCCCCUGGUCUGUCCUCCUAGUCUGUCCCCUUGGUCUGUCCUCCUAGUCUGUCCCCUUGGUCUGUCCUCCUAGUCUGUCCCCCUGGUCUGUCCUCCUAGUCUGUCCUCUUGGUCUGUCCUCCUAGUCUGUCCCCCUGGUCUGUCCCCCUGGUCUGUCCUCCUGGUCUGUCCCCCUGGUCUGUCCCCCUAGUCUGUCCUCUUGGUCUGUCCUCCUAGUCUGUCCCCCUGGUCUGUCCCCCUGGUCUGUCCUCCUGGUCUGUCCCUCUGGUCUGUCCCCCUGGUCUGUCCUCCUAGUCUGUCCUCCUGGUCUGUCCCCCUGGUCUAUCUUCCUGGUCUUUCCCCCUGAUCUGUCCCCCUGUUCUGUCCUCCUGGUCUGUCCUCCUGGUCUGUCCCCCUGGUCUGUCCCCCUAGUCUGUCCUCCUAGUCUGUCCUCCUGGUCUGUCCCCCUGGUCUGUCUUCCUAGUCUGUCCUCCUGGUCUGUCCCCCUGGUCUAUCUUCCUGGUCUUUCCCCCUGAUCUGUCCCCCUGUUCUGUCCUCCUGGUCUGUCCUCCUGGUCUGUCCCCCUAGUCUGUCCCCCUAGUCUGUCCUCCUAGUCUGUCCUCCUGGUCUGUCCCCCUGGUCUGUCUUCCUGGUCUUUCCCCCUGGUCUGUCCCCCUGUUCUGUCCCCCUGGUCUGUCUGUCCUGGUCUGUCUAUCCUGGUCUGUCCCCCUGGUCUGUCCCCCUGGUCUGUCCCCUUGGUCUGUCUUCCUGGUCUGUCCCCUUGGUCUGUCUUCCUGGUCUGUCCCCUUGGUCUGUCUUCUUGGUCUGUCCCCAGGUCUGUCCCCCUGGUCAGCCCCAGAGCAUUUUGUCAGAUGAUGUAUGGCAUUUUAUUUGGCGGGUCCCUCUGCGUAUUUGUAGCCCUUCAGGAUGUGGCCUGGCAUUUUACUAUGAUCAAUGACAAACCGCAAUGCAGUGUUGUACUAUUUUAGUCAAACGUCUAAAUCAGUGUAUUGGCAGUGUAUUGUAGACUUUGUAUUUUGUAUAUGAUGCACAUUUGGCUAUUUAGAGCUCUAGUUUUCUAUUUAAUCCAAAUGAGAUUCAAAUUUGUCUUUGGGGUCAUCUUUACAUAUUUUGUUCUUGCUCCUCUGUUUGCAGCCAACACAGCGAGGGUGUUCAUUGAUGUUCUGGAUGAGAAUGAUCACCCUCCUGUCUUUACCAAACCCUUGUACCUGGGAGGAGUGGCCGAGGACGCCAAGACAUUCACUUCUGUACUACAAGUCCAGGUACACCCAGCUCCUUUCAAACACAAAGUGGACCACUUC